Messenger RNA from Clonostachys rhizophaga, 1551 nucleotides. The record is from the annotation of a GenBank genome assembly. Lineage: Eukaryota; Fungi; Ascomycota; Sordariomycetes; Hypocreales; Bionectriaceae.
AUGGACACAUAUUCUCCUUGGAUUGGCGGCAAGACCGUCUCAGGGAGCGGCGAGGUGCUGUCAAUCAAAAACCCUGCGACAGGCGAGGUCUUUGCACAAUGCCAAACCGCGUCCAUAGAUGAGAUCAAUGCCGCUGUUCAGUCAGCACAGGACGUCCACAAAUCCGGCGUCUGGUCACGCCUCCCGCGCCACACAAGAGCCGAUGUCCUCGACAAGGCCGCCGACCUCCUCAUCGCCAGGCUCGAUGGCCUCAUCACACUUGAGGUUCAGCAGACCGGCCGCGCCAUCAGGGAAAUGAAGGCCCAGGUCCCGUCCCUCGUCCGCUGGUUCAGAUACUACGCCGCGCUUCUCCGCACCGAGGAGCGAUCUGUUCUGCCCACCUCGGGCAAGCUACACAACUGGAUCGACCGCAUCCCGCUCGGUGUUGUCGUUCUCAUUACGUCCUUCAACCACCCCCUUCUCAUUGCUGUCAAAAAGCUUGCCCCAGCCCUCGCGGCGGGUAACACGGUCUUGCUGAAGCCCAGUGAACUCACACCAUUGACGAGCCUGCUCCUUGGUCCUAUCCUCCAGGAAGCUGGUUUGCCCGACGGUGUAUUCAACGUCAUACCUGGUUACGGCAUCACCACCGGCAAGGCGCUGGUCAGCCAUCCUAUGGUACGCAAGGUGGACAUCACGGGCGGCACGGCAGCUGGUCGAGCCAUCGGAUCUAUCGUGGGCGGCAACCUCGCUCGUUUGACGGCGGAGCUAGGAGGGAAAGCGCCUGUAGUUGUAUUCGAAGAUGCGGAUCUCGAGGCUGCCGUAAACGGAGUGGCGUUUGGAGCCUUCAUCGCCAGCGGCCAGACAUGCGUCGCUGCCACGAGAAUCAUCGUGGAGAAGUCAAUACUGCCUAGGUUCCUGGAGCUGCUGACCACGAAGGCGCAGAGCAUCCAAAAACGGAUGGGGGCGCCGACCAACGUGGCUUCCAUGAUGGGUCCGAUCAUCUCCGAGAAGCAGAUGAAGAACCUCGAGGGCCUUGUCGAAGAGUCCAUAUCUGGGGGUUUUGCUACUGCUGCAUGUGGAGGUGCGCGUUUGACUGGGCUCUCGGAGCUCGACCAGGCCGAUUUCGAUAAAGGCUUCUACUAUCCUCCUACCGUGUUGGUGUCGGCCGCGGAGGGGAACAGCAUCUUGAAGAGCAAGAUCUGGAAAGAGGAGGCGUUUGGACCUGUGAUUGUCGUCGCUGAGUUCUCUGCUGAGCAAGAAGCUAUCGACCUCGCCAACGAUAGCGAGUUUGGUCUCGGGGCUGCUUUCUGGACCAAGGAUCUCAGCCGAACCUACAGGGUCUCUGAGAGCAUCACCACGGGGAUAGUGUGGGUUAACACACACCAUCGCAACGACCCUAGCAGCCCAUGGGGAGGAGCAACAAGCUCAAGUGGUGUUGGCAGCGAAAAUGGAGUCGAUUCGUAUAACGCUUACACGACGACUAAGAGUACCAUCAUCAACUAUGCCUCCAGCGAGGAGAUGAAGGCUGAAGACUGGUUUGGAGAGGAGCAGAAACAAGUAAGAUAUGGAUAG